CAUCGAAUUGCAAUAAAAGCAACCCGUCAACUUGAUCAAGAUCCCUCAGCAAACGAAAAUGGACUGAAACUCUCAUAUUUCCCCUAACUGGGCAUUCGUACAAAUCAUUCCACUUUCGCUAUAUAUGAUUGUGACUAACUUACCGUUUGCCCAGAAAAAAAUAAUGUGGUUCAAUUCUAGCUGUAUCGCUGGUCAGAGAGUCAUUUCAACAGUCAACUAUGCACUUUUUGCCUAUAUUGACGCUAAUCCUAUACCGCCUAUCCCUUAUUUGGAAAUUUUCUUGAAAAUUUUCUUCUACCUGGUAGUUUUCUUGUUGGACCUUAUAGGAAAUUCGGUCGUUAUAUUUACUAUUUAUGCAAACAAGCGGAUGAGGACAUCCUCCAACAUUCUCAUCGUAAACUUGGCUGUAUCCGAUAUUCUGGUGGGUUGUUUCUGUAUGUGGGUACACCUUGGGAACCAUAUAACUCACAACUGGCCUUUUGGAUCGUUCCUCUGUAAAUUUGAAACCUUUGUACAGGUUGUUGCGGUCGUUUCCAGCGUGAUGACACUAACUUCCUUAUCCGUUGAGAGAUUUCAUGCUGUUAUGUUUCCAACGAAAGGCAAACUAUCCAAGAAAAUGUUGACAUUUUUGGUAGUAUUCUCUUGGAUAGCAGCCAUUGGGACAAGUGCACCAAACUUGAAGGUACUGCAACAACGUGAUAUUCAGUGGCGGAAUCGCCGUGAUGUUUGGUGUGAAGAGAUUUGGCCGAAAUUUUACACAGAUACUAAUUGUAAUUCCGACGAACCCGGCCGCAGGAGUUAUUACAUUUUCCUAACUGUAUUUAUGUAUUUUAUUCCCAUGAUUGUGAUGAUGUUAGCAUAUGGAGUUAUAGGAAUAAAGUUUUAUCUCAGACGAAUUCCGGGACACGAGGUUCAAACAACUAACGGAGCUCACAGUAAUGCUCGGAAAAAGGUCACUCCCUUUAUGAAGAAUGUGAAAUAUAUAGCACUGUUCCUUGCGUACAGUAACAGUGCUAUUAACCCUAUCAUCUACGCCGGGAUGACUGAAAAGUUUAGAAAAGGCUUCCAGGACGCUAUAAAGACGCUUCAGAGACGGUAUGGAAGAAACAGAAAUCUACCAGUGAUAUCACUGCGGAGAAAAAGAGGGGAAUCUGGUAUGGAAUCACCAAACACUAACAACAUUGAUGGAUGUAAACAUCACACUAGCCUUAACGUUCCCAUGGAGAAAAUAUUCUGCAUAAGCACAGAGAAAGAUGGCAUCCCUUCCAGCAAUGAUACACCAAAAUAGAGACAUUCAGUUAAAUAAAUAUCGUUUAUUUUUA
This is a messenger RNA of Ostrea edulis (European flat oyster), 1322 nucleotides long. Its product is annotated as neuropeptide FF receptor 2-like. Gene Ontology annotation, cellular component: membrane. Gene Ontology annotation, molecular function: neuropeptide receptor activity; peptide binding. Lineage: Eukaryota; Metazoa; Mollusca; Bivalvia; Ostreida; Ostreidae. Gene Ontology annotation, biological process: G protein-coupled receptor signaling pathway. The record is from RefSeq and is a predicted model, not a curated record. The coding region runs from base 125 to 1288 and encodes 387 amino acids. The transcript has 5 exons.